Messenger RNA from Mya arenaria, 1629 nucleotides. RefSeq lists its product as uncharacterized. Bases 62 to 607 code for a protein of 181 amino acids. The record is from RefSeq and is a predicted model, not a curated record. The transcript is spliced from 6 exons. NCBI's taxonomy places the organism in Eukaryota, Metazoa, Mollusca, Bivalvia, Myida, Myidae.
CCCUGAAGUUUAAUAUUGAAUCGCAUAUAUACUGAGUGGACGGAAAACACAUCGAUAAAUUAUGAGCGGGAUUGUUUUGUCUAUUUUUCUAACAGUUAUCACAGGUGUUUUUGCAGAGGAUUUUAGCUACUCCAAUUAUGAUGGUGCAAUGAUAGGAAACAGGAUCCCAUGCAUUUGCCUUGCAUGUUUGACCUGCAUAGCCAUACAGUAUUUUUGCUUUCAUCUUCCAAAUGAGAGACGGAGAAACGAUAAUCCUGAUCUGCCACCACAAUUCUCUGCGGAGGGGGUAGCCAUGACCUCUACUGGCGGUCAUAUGUUCCAGACGACCCCCACAUUUCCGAAUCAAGAAGGUGUUUUUGCAGAAUAUGUUUGGUGCACAAUUCUUGAUGGAUAUCAGUGCUGCUUCAGAAAAGUUUGUUCCUUAAGUGUAUUCUGGAAGUAUUAUAGUAAUGGCGGAAGUACCAAUGGAGGUUCAAUGAUGAAGACCGUGAUAACAUGCAUUUGCGUGAUAAGUUUGACCAGCACAGCCAUAUACUACCUUUUCUGCUACCUUUCAAGAAUGAGAAACGUGAUGUUAAUGCAAUUAAACAGAUACAGAAAUAUAUAACAAUUGUCAAUCAGCAACGUUGCGUUUUCCAGACGCACCAACGGCGUCCGUGGCACCUACACAGUCAAGUCAAGUCACCAGAUCAAGUGUUCCACUGGCCAGGCUAUAUCGUGACCCAUGGUAAGCUGGAAGGCCUUUGCUUUGAGGAGCAUCGUACGUGACCCAUUGCUGUGACGGAAACCAGAUAAUCAAUAUACGUACAUAUGUGAAUUAUCAAACACCAAUGUCAAUGACGAUUUAUUGUAUGACGUCAUUGUUUUACCAUGCUAAAUCGUAAAUGUUGAUUUAAAGUUGUUUCUUUAAUAUACGAGUCAUCGUGCUAUAUCAAAGAGUAGAGCUCGGGUUUUCUUUUCUAUUCGUUGUUUUCUUAUCAUAGACUAGAAAGUUAAUACAUUGAAAUUAGAGAGUACGCUUAUCAACAAUAAAGAUAGCUCUGUAUAGCAAUCAAAAGUAGCUUAUAUUUCCUAAUAAUCAUUAUUUGUUUGCUUUCAGAAUUUUUUUUACUUUGCUUGCUCGUUACGUUGAACCAACUGAACAUAUAUACUUGCUAUACAUCAACUGUAUGAAACCUUAAGGUGAAAAUGCGGUAAUUCCCGCUGUGUAAUAUAAUUCGAAGACAAGCAAUAUAAUAAUAAUCUAUGAUGUCUAAUGACAGAUAUAAGCAAAUAUUCUUAUCAACUAAAAUAGGCAUGCUGAGGAAAAUUGUAAUGGGGGAAAUCAACACAAAAGUUUGUUCGAUAUUUCAGAUUGGCUGUUUUUAUACGCUAUUCCAGCCAUGACACACUGAAAUGAAUAAUUAUAAAGAGUAUGUUUAGACGUAAUAUUUACAACAUAUAUUGGCAUAUAUGCAUGUUGUGUAUUCGGUAUGAUAAUAUAUUUGCAAAUUUAGAUGUUAUACCUGCCUUGGCUAAUAUUCAUGUUGCUUCAUAUUAAAAAUGUACAUUUCAAUACAAACUUACAUGGAAAAAAUGUAUAAUAUUUUUCUUCAGGACUUAGUGUUAUCAUAAGCAAAUUCUUGUUGA